AUGCAGGCAGCGGAGGGUUCACCAGAUAUGAUGGAUCAAAAAUAUAAUAACGCCAGGCUAUCGCCAGCGGCAUCAAGUCGUAUACUUUAUCACGUGCCCUGCAAGGUUUGCCGGGAUCACAGCUCGGGCAAACAUUACGGCAUUUAUGCCUGCGACGGCUGUGCGGGUUUCUUCAAGCGCAGCAUACGCCGCUCCCGCCAGUAUGUGUGCAAAUCCCAGAAGCAGGGACUCUGCGUCGUGGACAAGACACAUCGCAAUCAGUGCCGCGCCUGUCGGCUGCGCAAAUGCUUCGAGGUGGGCAUGAACAAGGAUGCAGUGCAGCAUGAGCGCGGACCACGCAACUCUACGCUGCGUCGCCAUAUGGCCAUGUACAAGGAUGCCAUGAUGGGUGGCGCUGAGAUGCCGCAGAUACCGCCAGAGAUCUUGAUGAAUACAGCUGCGCUGACUGGUUUUCCCGGCAUGCCCAUGCCCAUACCCACCAGCGUGCAACGCGCCCAUCAUCAUGCCGCUCUAAGCGCCGCCUUCCAACAGCCACCGCCAGCUGCAGUGCUGGAUCUGUCCGUGCCACGCGUGCCACAUCAUCCGCAUCAUCAGUCGCAUCACGGCUUCUUCUCGCCCACUGCCGCCUACAUGAAUGCUCUGGCCACACGUGCUCUGCCGCCAACGCCGCCGCUCAUGGCCGCUGAGCAUAUUAAGGAAACUGCCGCCGAGCAUUUGUUCAAGAACGUCAACUGGAUCAAGAGCGUGCGCGCCUUCACCGAGCUGCCCAUGCCCGAUCAGCUGCUGCUGCUUGAGGAGUCCUGGAAGGAGUUCUUCAUUCUGGCCAUGGCUCAAUAUCUUAUGCCCAUGAACUUUGCCCAGCUGCUGUUUGUCUACGAGGCGGAGAACAGCAAUCGCGAGAUUGUCAAUGUUGUUUCACGCGAGGUGCACGCCUUCCAGGAUGUGCUCAACCAGCUGUGUCAUCUCAAUGUGGACAGCACAGAGUACGAGUGCCUGCGCGCCAUUUCGCUGUUCCGCAAGUCACCGCCUGCCGCCAGCUCCACCGAGGAUUUGGCCAACAGCUCCAUACUCACGGGCAGCGGCAGUCCCAACUCCAGCGCCUCGGCCGAGUCGCGCGGUCUGCUCGAAUGCAGCAAAGUGGCCGCCAUGCAUAAUGAUGCACGCAAUGCGUUGCAUAAUUAUAUCUCGCGCACGCAUCCCAACCAGCCGCUGCGCUUCCAGACGCUGCUCGGCGUCGUUUCGCUGAUGCACAAGGUGUCCAGCUUCACCAUCGAGGAGCUGUUCUUCCGCAAGACCAUCGGCGACAUUACCAUUGUGCGCCUCAUCUCGGACAUGUACAGUCAGCGCAAGAUCUAAACCGAUCGCUGACUCUGACUCCCAU
Molecule: messenger RNA, 1381 nt
Organism: Drosophila busckii
Lineage: Eukaryota; Metazoa; Arthropoda; Insecta; Diptera; Drosophilidae
Gene: tll
Product: protein tailless
Exons: 2
Coding region: 1-1356 (451 amino acids)
Biological process (GO): anatomical structure development; cell differentiation; positive regulation of transcription by RNA polymerase II
Molecular function (GO): zinc ion binding; RNA polymerase II cis-regulatory region sequence-specific DNA binding; nuclear receptor activity
Source: RefSeq, a predicted model, not a curated record